This is a messenger RNA of Helianthus annuus (common sunflower), 1901 nucleotides long. Its product is annotated as seed biotin-containing protein SBP65. The transcript has 2 exons. The record is from RefSeq and is a predicted model, not a curated record. NCBI's taxonomy places the organism in Eukaryota, Viridiplantae, Streptophyta, Magnoliopsida, Asterales, Asteraceae. The coding region runs from base 1 to 1788 and encodes 595 amino acids.
AUGGCACAGCAGCAAAGGAGAGAAAACAAGACUGAUGAGCGAGAAAUUCAUGUCGAGAAAGAUAAAGUCCCCAAAAUGGCCAGUCAUUUUGAGUCACUCACAGUCAAAGAUUCAGGUGAUCAACCAGUAGUGCACCAUGUGGUCGGAACAGUGCAUGGUGCAGCUGGUGAUCAAAGUGAGGCUAAAGAUCAAUACAAAGGGCCUUCUCUUGAAGAGAUUUCCAAGUAUAGAGGUGUUGCACAGCAGAACUCCAUGGAUGCCAUUCGGGCUGCCGAGGAGCAGUAUAGAAAGUCGAAAGAGAUGUCUACUCGGGCCGGUGAAACCGGUCGAGUAACGGGUGGGCAGGUGAUUAAAAAUAACGUAUCCACCACCUCUGCAAAGGGGGGCCAAAUUGGUCAACAGGCAGAAGAGCGCCUUUCGAGUGCAACCCAAACUGCAGCGGAGAAUGCAGCUAGGGCAUCGGAUUACACCGUCAUGAAAAGUGAACAGGCCAAGGAGAGCCUUUCUUCGGCCACCCAAACAGCCGCUGAGAAGGCUGCUAGAGCCAAAGAUUACGCACACGAAAAGGGUCAGCAAACCGGUCAGCAGGCGAAGGAGAGCCUUUCGUCCGCCGCUCAAACCGCUGCAGAGAAGGCAGCAAGAGCCAAAGAUUACACACUCGAAAAGGGUCAGCAAACCGGUCAGCAGGCGAAGGAGAGCCUUUCGUCCGCCGCUCAAACCGCAGCAGAAAAGGCAGCAAGAGCUAAAGAUUACACACUCGAAAAGGGUCAGCAAACCGGUCAGCAGGCGAAGGAGAGCCUUUCGUCCGCCGCUCAAACCGCAGCAGAAAAGGCAGCAAGAGCUAAAGAUUACACACUCGAAAAGGGUCAGCAAACCGGUCAGCAGGCGAAGGAGAGCCUUUCUUCUGCCGCUCAAACCGCAGCGGAAAAGGCAGCAAGAGCUAAAGAUUACACACUCGAAAAGGGUCAACAAGCCGGUCAGCAGGCGAAGGAGAGCCUCUCUUCAGCCACCCAAACAGCAAUGGAGAAGGCAGCGAUGGCGAAAGACUACACUUUAGAGAAAUCGGGUCAGGCGAAAGAUGUGGUGGCAGAAAAAACAACCGGGAUAACAAGUGCAACCGUAGACGUGACCAAAAAAGGUGCUAGUUACGUGGGGGAAAAGGCAGUUGCCGCGAAAGAUGUGGUGGUGGAAUCUGGAAAGGCCACAGCUGGGUAUGUCGGGAAGGCGGCGGGGGUGGUGAAAGACAAAGCUGUGGUGGCUGGGUGGAGUGCGGCUGAGUUUGCUAGUGACAAAGCUGUGGGUGCGACGGAGACAAUGGCAAAUGUAGCCUCCGGUGUUGCCGGGUUUGCGGGUAACACGGUUGUGGGAACAAAGGAUGUUUUGGUGGAUGUUGGGAAGAAGACGAAGGAUAUGGUGGUGUCAACAGAAGAGAGUGCUAAAGAUUAUGCAGCAAGAAAGAAGAUGGAAAAACAAAGAGAAUUGGAAGCCAAGAAUGCAAAGGGCGAAGGUGAAUGGGUUGGUGAGGAACAAGAAGAAAUUAGCUUCCGGGGUGAAGAAGUCGACGAGGGUCCUUUUGCGCAACAAGGAACGGAGGAGGGUAGUUUCUUCGGGCAACAAGGAGUCGAAGGGGGUGGGGGUGGUGGCACAGCGGCUGCAGGAGGUGUAAUGCGGGUGAUAGGGGAGACGUUGGUGGAGAUAGGGCAGAACACCAAGGAUAUGUUUGUGGGGCAAGGUGGAUACGAGGGAGAAGGUAGAGUUGGUGAAAGCAAAGACAAGUUUAGAGGUUAAUGCAGUUACGGGACAUGAUUAUGUUAUGUUUUGAUGUUUUAAUAUGCUUUGUAUUGUAAAUGUUGUAUGUUUUCUUUAAUAUGUAAUGCAAGGCUUUACUAGUUUGCUUCCGU